This is a messenger RNA of Penicillium angulare, 915 nucleotides long. RefSeq names its product bZIP transcription factor. NCBI's taxonomy places the organism in Eukaryota, Fungi, Ascomycota, Eurotiomycetes, Eurotiales, Aspergillaceae. The record is from RefSeq and is a predicted model, not a curated record. The transcript is spliced from 2 exons. The coding region runs from base 1 to 915 and encodes 304 amino acids.
AUGGCCCCCCUCACAGCUCACAAAAUAACGAAAUUCGACACUACCAGAGUCGAUCAUUCCACACAACUAGAUACUGCAGAGAAACGAAGGCUGCAAAACCGCAUCAAUCAGCGGGCUAGUCGCGAAAGAAAAGCGCUCAAGUCCGGAAAAAUCGCAUUCAACCAACAAAAGCGAUGGAUCAUCUAUACAGAAGGGGCUGAAAGGUUCGCAGAACCUGGCCCUUGCAAAGACCAGCAGCCGGAGUCGCUGAAGGCUAUAACACCAUCCGGCGCAAGAUGUUACAAUGAUGAAAAAGACGCCCAUAAUUUCAACGUUGUCGAAACAUGGAAUUUUCGCUGUAAUCACCUGAUCACGCAACUCGAAAUGAGAAUCGCCUCUGCAAAAUCCGGCCUAGACUACACUCAGCUCCUUGCACCCGUCACAAAUCUCAAUAUUGUUAAAGCGCUGCUAAACAAUGCUUCGAUACUGGGACUCAGUUUCCAUGCGCUCGAAGAGGAUAUUGCUUCUCAUUUUAAUAUUUCUGGGCCGAUCGAAUCGGAUCUACAAUUACCAACCAGUCUGCAGCCAAGCUCUUGCCAAAGAGAAAUUAUCCACCAUCCCUGGAUCGACCUUAUGCCUGUGCGAUCUUUCCGAGAUGCGUUGUUGAGAAAUUUGGACAAAUACGAUGAGGAUGAGCUCUGCAGCGAUAUGCACGGUGGGAUCGGCGCGUCGGAUGCACUCGGUUUGAUUGUGUGGGGCGAAUCGUGGGAUCCAGCUGCAUAUGAGGUUUCUGAAGCUAUCUUCAAGAAGUGGACAUGGAUAUUUCGAGAAUGUCCGGAGGUUGUCACGACGACUAAUUAUUGGAGGAAGAGACGGGGGGAAAAACCGUUGCGAUUCCAACAACCUGGGGGAUUUAUAGAAAAGGACGAGCUAUGA